AAAAAACAAUUCGACAAGAAUCACAAAACUUUCUUAUAUAAUCUCUCCAAGAUUUUUUGAACGCGUCUAAAAUGUGUUGGCUACUUGAGACCCUAAUAUCCCUGAUUUAGAUUGAUGACGCUAAUAAAUAAUGUUAACUUUGAUGCUAAUGUCCUACCUUGACCAAUCAACAAGUUACUGGAAAAUUUGCACCACAGGGCAAAGAUCAAUUUUAGACAAAGCGCCGAGUAAUAUCUUUGAAGACACGAAGUAUAAUCUUAAAUUAUGAAGAAGAAGAAGUAAACUUUGUUAAGGGAACGUAAAUUCGGCGACGAAACCUUCGACAGGGGGGCGUUAGGGGGGUGCGAAAGCCGCACAACACACAGAAGCCGCACGGAAAAACGCCAAAAAAACGCAAAACCGUCAGAUAAGUAAAAAAACCGUCAACCGCGCAGUCUAGAGAAACCGCAAUACCGCGGAAUAAAAUUCGAAAAACCGAAAACCGCGCCAGAUUUAAGGCAAAACCGGAUCUCCCCAAAACCUUACGCCCCCCUCCUACGCGCAACUAUUAUAUUCAAACAGCGAGAUGAUAAUUAUAACAUAAAACAAAGACGCUGUUGGCUAGUUAUUGGUUGCUACUUCGUAUGCUUCAAUCUCGGGUAUUGGUGAAUUAACCAAAAAGCCGCGCAAAUUUCAAGACUUUCUUUUAAAAGAUAUCACUUCCACCAAACUUGUAUAAAACCUAAAAAUUUGAUUUCAAAGAAAAGUCAAUGUAACGUUAUCGAAUAAAACGAGAAUGUAAUAACAAAUAGUAAAAAAAAAACUACGAGAAUUGCACCAAACUGAGUCCUUCAUAAGAUGUUCAAUAUAAGCCGCUUGGCAUCGCAAUUAAAGCCUGCCAUCUCAACACAACACUCACUUUAUGGAUUUGCAAAAAAAAUCCUGAAAAUAUAUUCUAGAAAAGUCUCAAUUUCCCAUCUUAAACAAACAAAGUGACCUCUUAAAUGUGGUUCCCCGAAUAUUAGAUGCGUUCCCUGAAUACAAUGCCUGCGUAAUAUUAUUUGACUGUUUAGAAUGCGUUUCACGAUCACAUCACCUGAACUUGAGGAAUGGAUAACGCAAAAGUUCCGGUUGGUUACUUGCUUACCACAGGCUUCAAUUCGGUGAUUUUAGCACAGGUAGCCCAGGAACACGGCGAGUGCAAAAGAUCUAAGAGAUUUUAUUUAUUUUGCCGUAAUCUAGUCGAAAUGAAUAUUCUGACUUCAUAAAAAAGCAGCGGUUUGGCGGUGAACUAUCUUAAUAAUUUCUUCUGUGCUCAAAUCCACCAAAAAUUGCUAUAAGGUUUUAACCGCUUGAAUUCUUUACGUCACCUCUACACUCGCCGUGAGCGUGGCUAGCCUGGUUUUAUCGCAUUGUCGCGGGUAAAACAAAAUGGCUUCGGCUAUGACUCAGCGAAAAUUUGCUGAGUCAUAGCAAAACAUUCCACUAUCAAAAUUAUUACUAUUAUUUUUUGGAGUGAAAAAUAUCGGAACUCGUCCCCCAAUAAUAUGAUAUUCCAAGCUUUUGUUCUUAUUUUUUCGCACAUUUAAAUAGAAAAAUACAUGGAUAAAUAAUAUAUUAUAAUAAACGGCAAACUGUUAUGAAAAUGAUAAAAAAAAUGUGUGAUAAAAAAUAUCAUAAAGCGCUCAAAUGUUGUCCAGCAAUUUUUUGUCGAUUUUACUUUUUUCCUCGAGCUUGCCCUUGACCCACGUAUCCAUUCCGAAGUUUUAUCGGACAUUUGGAUUCUUAAACUUUAUAAGAUCCCUUUAGCGAACAAAGAUGGUUGGGUAAAUAGGGUGGGCGUCGUCCUUGGUCGGCCCCCCAAAAAACAUGGUGUUUCAUGUCGUGUUGGAGAAAACAGCUAAAAUGUAGACGGAGAGCAUAUUGUCAAUUAAAAAUUGUUAGUGUAGAUGCGGCUUAAGUCGUAUGCGACCUGUCUACAACACGUCUUAAGCCGCAUCUUCACUAGCACUAAUUUAGUUGACGAUUUUUAUGUGGCAAUUUUUAUGUGGUAACUAUAGUUGCUCAAAAGCUAGGUUAGCUUUUUCUCGGCAAUUAAAAUAAAUUGUCACGCAUGAACGUAUCUGUUUCGUUUGAAAACGCAACCUUUUGUUACGGAUACGGAUAUCGUCCACUCUAACGCGAAAACAAUGACCGAAAACGGAACGAUUUGAAAACAAUCUCCAGAGUGGAACAAUUUUUGAAAACGAUACCCUUUCGGUGCCGUGGGGACGGACGAAAACGGAACCUUUCGAAAACGAUGACGUGAUAUCUGAGGUCCAGUCCACUUGCCGCGCGAGUACGCAUGCGCUGUAGAACUUGUUAUCGUUUUCGUAUCGUUUCUGCGUUUUCGUUGGGACGGGUCGUAUCAAAAUUAAAACGCUUCGUGUGGACGCGGAUCUUUUUGAAAACGGAACAAAAAGGUUGCGUUUUCAAACGAAAACGGAUACGUGGGGACGGUGUCUUAGCCCUGAAUUAUACACUACGAUAUUCGUAGUCGAGAAUGGUAGCGGAGUUGUUGGCUGAUUUCUCUACGACUCGAGUGGUAGGGUGCUGCACAAGACUAAAUCGUGCUGUCUUAAUCUCAGCCCUUUUCCGUGUUGCAUUCGUCGUUGUUCAAAACCCCUAUUACCAAACCACGAAUGCUAUAGGCAUUUUAAUUAAUCACAAACUCGAGCGUUUAUCCACCCUGCUGGCAAUAACAGGUGUUAUAACUUGGCUCUAGCUGAGCCCGUCGUGUCAAGAAUCAACUAUGCAGAGACCACAACUUCAAAAGUUAGCAAAAGAACCGAAAAAAGAGGGGAGCUUUAGUCUUUGAGUCUACUCAUUUACUUGGCUACACUUUCUGAUAAAAUAUCAACUUCAAACUGUGCUUAAAUAACCUCUAGGUUGAAUGUUGGGGUUUAAAGACCUCUUGUGGCGUUUAUUAGACUAAAUCGUAUUUAAUUUGUCGUGUUUAUGUUUCGUGGUGAGAGAGGAACGCCUUCUUAACACAUUCUAUUGAUUGAACCUGUUGGACUGCCAUACUUUGAUUUUCUGCUAAUUUGUGGGCACUUGCUUCCGAGCAUUUGUACAAAGAUUUCUUGGCAUCAUUUUGAAGAGGAUAUUCAAUUCAGUAGCUUCAUAAGGAGUGCGUUUUCGAAAGAUGUUUUCACAGACCCUUCAUUAGGACAUGGGUGUUGGCUGGCAAUAUUGAAACUGGCAAGAAGAGCUUAGCAAAAAUAAUAGAAAAGGAAAGGCUGAGAAAGCACAAAUGGGGACUGUUUUUCACUGGACAUUGCUUUGCUUGAUUUGCUACGUCUCAGGAAUCGAAAAAGACGUCAAUGGCUCUGACCUACAUGAGCACACACUGUUGGGCGAUCUCCUUAAAGGAUACAACAAGGACGCACACCCCGUACCAAUCCUGAACAAGACGCAGUACAUGGUCACGUUUGGCUUGGAGCUAGUGCAGCUAGUUAACGUGGAUGACAAGAAUCAGAUAAUCACAACUAACGUCUGGGUUCGCCAGAGAUGGACAAACCUGUUACUCAAGUGGGACCCUGAUAAGUACGGAGGCAUAACGAGGGUCCGAAUAGACGCCAGCAAGAUAUGGAUCCCCGACAUCGUUCUGUACAACAGUGCAGGAAUGUUCAACCGAAGACGCCGCAAAGAUGUGCGAGUAAUGAAGACGCGGACAAGUGCCGAUAGUGAGUUCAGUGGUGGUCUCGAGAAGUACAAGACACGUGUCAUUCUGAAUCAUGACGGCGUGAACGCGUGGUACAGCCCCGCCUCUUUCCGCAGCACUUGUCAGAUUGACGUCACGUUCUUCCCGUUUGACCAGCAGACUUGCUUUAUGAAGUUUGGCUCCUGGACUUUUGAGGUGGUAGACUUGGAUAUUUUCGCGGACAAGUCCCCACUCCACUCCUCUCAGUACAUGAAAAGUGCCGAGUGGGACCUGAUCGCUGCGAGCAAAAAACGGAACGUCGAGUAUUACGCGUGCUGUACAUAUCCUUUCUCUGACGUCACAGUCACGUGGGUGUUCCGCCGAAAGCCUCUCUUCUAUGUGUUCAACCUGAUCGUUCCGUGUCUCAUCAUCACGGGGAUGGUGUUAUUGGGGUUUAUGCUACCGCCCGAGUCAGGCGAGCGUAUAACACUAAGUAUCACCGUUUUACUGGCAAUGGCGGUCUUUCUUCAGCUCGCCGCAGAAAACUUACCGCGCAACUCAGACAACGUGCCCGUGCUUGGAAUCUUCUACAUCACCGUCAUGGUAGAGGUCGCGCUUUCUCUCAUCGCUACAUGCUACGUGCUCCACAUACAUCACAAAAAUUCCGGGAUCGCGGUGGUCCCUGUUCCUCACUGGGUCCAAGUCUACAUGUUGGGCUACCUCGGGAAGAUCCUUGGAGUCAAGAAACCGAUCACAGAAGACACAUACGAUGCAUCUUCUAAACUAGACUUUAAACGAUUGUCGAUGAUGAAACGAGACAUGGAGCGGGCAGUCGGCGAUGGUAAGAGAAGGUUUGGUCUGAGCAACGGUGGUAAGUCCGGGAGACGUCUAGGAUCUCGCGCGGUUUCGGAUGACUUAUUGAUGGAUUCGUUUGACCAGGAGGAUGACACCAACUCGAACAGUACCAACCAGAACACUACCAAUAACACGGGUAAUAACCAGCGAACAUUUAGCGUCCAGUCAAGUAUGAAUACUAAAGCAACGCAAGGGAUCAUUGUACUGGCAGAUCACGUGAAACACAAGCGCCUGGUUGAGAUUAACCAGGGAGAGUGGAGGUACCUGGCCAUGGUGCUGGACAGGCUGUUCUUCUGGUUGUUUGUUCUGAUGAUUAUUUUAUCAGCGUCGGUUAUAUUACGAUCACCUAGUAUUUCUUUGUAGUUAUCGAGAGGUAAAUAGACGGAAUUAUUGGCGUCUACCCUUGGCUCAAUGGGCCAGUAAAAUGUGCUAGUGGUGAGGAGAAGUCUAUGCAUUUAAAGACGAGUAAAAGCGGCAAACUCACCAGUUUACUUCCGGUCCAGUACGUAACAAUUCCCGAUGAUUUUUAAAGGAAAACGCGAAACAUUUCACAAUUAAAAGAAACAGUGUGUCUUUAAGUUUCUUCGAGCAUGUGACUGAUAAUGUAAGGCGGAUGGCCUGUUAAAUAGCGUGGAUUGUAAUAGAUUAUUUUGUCUCUUGUCGGUUGAUGUUUCUGUCGGCCCCCCGGAAGUAAACUGGUGCGAUUGCCGUCGUUUCAAGGUUAUUUGCGAAGGAAAUUCCAUCUUUGACUUAUUUGAGUUUGUUUGGAUGUGUGUCGUGCGCCCAGGUCUAUGCACACAAGGAAAAAUUAGUUACACACAAAAGUAUCUGCAAAAUGCUAUGUUAACGUUGAAUCUAUAAAGAUAAAUCUAUCCAGAUGAAUAUGUCAAGAUGAAUCUAUAUAUAUAUAUUUUUUUUGUGUGUGUGUGCAACUCGUACAUACGUGCACAUGUCUGGGCUCACAAAGACAAGUUUGUUUUGAACAGUCUAUGAGAUAAGCAUAAUACAUACAAUUCUCAAAAGAACCGCGGCAAAAAAGGUUUUAUAAGCGCAGUUAGCGCUUCUUCGAGUUACUAAUACGACACGUAGCUAGAACUUGCUAUUACUUUUUACGCCGUAAAAUAAUCGACACCAGCGAACAUAGCGAUGGAAAAAUGUUCUACUUUAUGUAAAUACCAACAAAUAUUAUUAAACAGUCUGUUUAUAUCUUCUCA
Molecule: messenger RNA, 5730 nt
Organism: Nematostella vectensis (starlet sea anemone)
Lineage: Eukaryota; Metazoa; Cnidaria; Anthozoa; Actiniaria; Edwardsiidae
Product: neuronal acetylcholine receptor subunit alpha-4
Exons: 10
Coding region: 3272-4879 (535 amino acids)
Biological process (GO): chemical synaptic transmission; nervous system process; regulation of membrane potential
Cellular component (GO): synapse; postsynaptic membrane; neuron projection
Molecular function (GO): acetylcholine-gated monoatomic cation-selective channel activity; transmembrane signaling receptor activity
Source: RefSeq, a predicted model, not a curated record